Messenger RNA from Dalotia coriaria, 1136 nucleotides. RefSeq lists its product as uncharacterized. The record is from RefSeq and is a predicted model, not a curated record. Lineage: Eukaryota; Metazoa; Arthropoda; Insecta; Coleoptera; Staphylinidae. The coding region runs from base 47 to 1135 and encodes 362 amino acids. The transcript is spliced from 6 exons.
UGGCAUUAAUGGCGAGAUAAUUCCACUUGCAAUUGGGUCAACGAAGAUGGGCUCCGAGUUAAAUUUGUUGAUGGAAUUCUCAAAAUCUAUGAAUUUGAAAAACCGUAUAUAUAAUGGUUACCUCGGAUCACCAAGAAUUGUUAUCGGACUUUUUGACGACGGGAAUCAUGUAGUCUCUUAUCCAGUAUCUAAAAUGGACAUAAGUUUUUUAGUACCCAAACCUGUAUCUUACAUUGAUUGGUUGGCGCUAGUGCAAGUUUUCAAAUUGCAAUUAUGGAUGUGGAUUAUAUCCUGUUUUGUACUGAUUGCGAUUUUUUUCUGGAUUGAAAACACGAUUUGUGUGAAUGCAAAUUGUCCGAAUGUUACUGAUAUCACUGGUUUGUUUUUUCUUCAAGGGCUUAACGAUUGCAAAAUACCUCCAUAUCUCCGAGCUCGUUCGUUAAUCGCAACUUUAUUGACGAUUGCUGUAUUAUAUUCUGCUGUUUUCUCGUCUGGUAUUGUUGAUAAAUUGAUGACUAUAAGAUACAGAAACGAUAUAAGGACAAUUGAAGAUCUUGCCAAUUCAGAACUGCGCAUCGAAUAUGUUAAUGAUCCUAAUCUGAUGUUUUGGGGCAAAGAAAUUACCGAGGCAGAAAAACGUGCAUUUUCGCAUUAUGGGGGACAAGAAAUAAAUAUACCGUAUACUAAGAAAGCAAUGGGCCAUUACAUUACAGCAACGAAACUUUCAACUGCAAUAGUAUUGAGGGACCCUCUAUAUAGAUAUCUCCGUUACGUGAAAACCAUGGACUAUACACUUUUACGUCUCAAUACUUGCUUCACACUGAUUGAAAAACAUUACACGUUAUAUCUGCCGCUUAUAAAUGAUUACAUUCUUAGAUGCCAGGCCACUGGUUUGAUGACUAAAUGGGAAUGGGAUGCGUUUAGGGCUGAGAGCACAAUGAAUAUUAUAUUUGCUUAUUUGGAUAAGAGUAAACCACCGAUUGAGCCUAUAAAAUUACAAUUUGAGCACGUAAAGGGUGUGUUUGCUCUUCUGAUUGUUGGCAUCAUCAUAUCGGUGUGGAUGUUUAUUCUUGAAACUGUAUGGGCAUGGCUUUUCUAUAAUAUCAGAUAUUUAUCUUUCCACAUAAUUACGUAGA